CACAGAAGGAGGGCGCGUGGGGUGGAAAGCGGCGGGCUUUGCGACAAGCACGUGACAAGAAGUGAGCUUUACGGCAGCCGCCCGCUGUUUACAGGGAGACGGGAGCGCCCCGGGGCGGCCUUUGGCGUUCGCUCCGUCGCCAGACUGUGGUGGUUCUCUCUUCUCUCUCUCUCCUCUCUCUCUCGCGGGACAACUUACAACCGAAGCGUAGGACACUCGGCUGGCAAAGCGACAAAUCAGCAGCCAUUCCCACAGCGACGCCCGCGCCAGAGCGGAGGAUGAAUGAGCACUGGACCGGCGAUGGAGCGGCGUGCCGAGUGGGGGCUGCCCUCUCGUGACGCGGCCGCAGAGGCCGUGGGUGGCAGCAGUGGCUUCCACCUCCCCGAGGGCCAUGCGAGGUCCGAUCCCGGCACCUGGUACCUGCAAUUGUCCGGCUGCCUGUCGCUCACGCAGCCGCUCGUGGCCCCGACUCGCCCGCUGUUCUUCCCAACGCAGAGCUACGUGCCCGUGGCGCAAACGCCGGUGAGCGGCUAGCCUGCGCUGGGUGCUCUCUUGCCCGGUGUUUUCUUCCGCUGCUAUAUGCGUGCACUACUGCUUGGCCAAGCAGCAGCCUGUGGCAAUGUUCAACAUGGCCGACGCCAACUUCAAGCGCGUGUCCGCCUCCCUGCUGAACCCCAUGACGAUGCUGGCGCCGCGCCCCCCGCAAGAGGUCCCUUGCCCACCCACCAGCGACACCUCCGCCACCUCCACCUCGUGCCAAGUAAGCGGCUACGCCUGCGUGCCGUGCCCGACGGCCAUGCGUGGCGUGACGCCGCCAUUUCACCGCGGUGGCCUUGACGCCGACGCCUGCCGCCCCCGGGACCCUUACUGGGGGGACCAGGCGCCGGCAGUGCCUGCGGAUCACGGCUCCGGCCUGCUGACACCUGGCCAGUUUUGCUGCGGCUCGUCCGGCCUCCGUGCUCGGCAGCAGUCCGCGCCAUCCUAUCUGGCGUCGAUGGCAGCGCUGGCCUGCCCGGGCUGCGGGUCGCUAGCAACGGCCGGUGCCCCCGCGCUGCGCUGCGCCACCGAGGCGCUCUCUUCCUUGCCGUUCCCUGGCCACUGCACGAAGCACGACGAGCACCAUCGGCAGCACGUUCUCCUUCCUCCUGGUGGUGGUGGUGGUGGUGGUGGUGGUACCGCGUCGGCUCACCUGCACUGCCCCUCACUCCCGAUCCCGGUUGCACACGUGCAUGGGCACCACUGCCAAGGCUGCCACUGCAAGGGUGACGCGAGCGAGACGACCGUGUCCCAGCCCAGGCGGGGGUCCGCGCCGGGGCCCACCGACCCCUGUGGGCCCCUCCACGGCUCCAACGUGUGGCCCGACAUCCCUCCCCCGUCGCUGGUCAACGGGGCCUCCGCUCCGACGUGCACCCGAGACGUUGCGUCCGAGCUCCCUCCGCUGGGCGGGAUGAGCGGCGCGGGUGGAGCGGGCGACAGGGAUGGCCUCCCGCCGAUCGGCGUCUUCUGGGACAUUGAGAACUGCUCUGUGCCCACGGGCCGUUCGGCCAUGUCGGUGGCGCAGCGCGUGCGGCAGCGCCUGUUCGGUGGGCACCGCGAGGCCGAGUUCCUGUGCGUGUGCGACAUCAGCAAGGAGAAGCGCGAGGUCAUCCAGGAGCUGAACAACGCACAGGUGACGGUCGUGCACAUCAACGCGACGGCGAAGAACGCGGCGGACGACAAGCUUAAGCAGAGCAUGCGUCGCUUCGCCGAGACGCACUCUGCUCCCGCCACCAUCGUGCUCAUCUCCAGCGACGUGAACUUCGCCCUGGAAAUGAGCGACCUGCGCCACCGGCACGGCUUCACCGUGGUGCUGGUGCACAAGACACAGGCGUCGAGCGCACUGAUGCACCACGCCAACACGUCCAUCCGCUAUGAGGAGCUCGUCGAUGACCUGCCGCCCUGCCCCUCGCCCCAGCCCUGCCACACGUUGCUCUACAUCAACAACCUGCCGAGUGGCCGUGACACCCGUCAGGUGGGCGCUCGCCUGCGCCAGCUCUCCGAGAACUGCGGCGGCAAGGUCCUGAGCGUGGCCGCGGGCACCGCGUGCCUGCGCUUCCCGUCGCCGGCGCGCGCCCGCCGUGCCCAGCGCCGCCUCGACAAUGAGGACGUCUACGGCAGCCGCAUCUCCGCGUCCUUCCUGCCGCAGGAAGACGGAGGUGGCGGUAGCCAAGCGACGGAGGCGGCGGCGGCGCUCGGCAGAGAGAGACUGGAGGGUAACGAAAAGCCACGGUCGCCGGGUCCCCCCGCGCACCGGCGUGGAGGGGGCAGGCGGCACGACGCGGACGACCUCAACGGCGGCGGCGGCGGCGGCUUCACUGGUGGAAAUCACCACGGCAGCCACGGCGCCUGUGAGCGUGACUGCAGGACGGUCGAAAAACAGUUGCGGUCACCCGUUGCUGUUGCCGGCGGUGGCGGCGGCGGAGGCAGGCGCGGUCAACGACGGAUUGAUGUGGAGGAUGCUGGAAGGAACGGCGCCGCCGUCGGGCAUUCGUCAGCGUUGCCACUGCCGUUGUCGUCUUCUUCGCCACCACUAUCGACAAGUCGAGCCAAAGAGCAGCAGCCGAGGGACAGGGCAGGAACCGGCACGGGGGCCGUGGCGGCCGCUCCGUCCGGUCAGGAGAAGCAGCUGUUGAGCGGCGGGGCUCGGGCUAGCGGACGAGCGGCGCACAGGCACGGCGGGGCGGGGAAGAACCCGGAGGCUGGUGAUGGAGGAGCCAAGUGCUCGCUCCACGGAGAGGAACGGGCAGCGGGAAACCCCAAGGAAACCACCUCGGGUGGACGGCAGCAGCAGGCGCAACAGCCAAGUGCUAAGAGGCACCGGCGUGGAGGGACGGGGGGCGCUGGCAGGGGCAGCUCUCCUGGGCCUCCUGCUACUCCCCUCCUUGCGCGGGCUAACGCCCCCCAGAGAGGCGGGCGUGACACGGAGAUCACGAGGGCCGACUCGUGCCCGCCGCUGGUGCCUGAUGAAGAGGGCUCCGAGGCCACCGGGAAGCCGGUGCUCGUGGACGGCCCCCCUUCGGGGAACCCCGCGGCGUUCUUCCGGCCGCUGGCGCCAACCCCGCCACCGCCGGGCGCCAUGCCGCUUCUCCACGCCUCCCAUCAGCCCCCGUUUCCCAUCGUCGCCCCCUGCCCCAUCACCUGGGUGCCUAGCUCCCGGCUGGCGACUCCGUUGAACCAGUUGGUGUUCCCCGGCGGCCUGGUGUCCCGCACCACCGCGGUGGCUGGCCCCCCCCCACCGCACGGCUACCUCCCCUCGCCGUUCGGCUACGGCUAUCCGGGGAGCGGCGUGAGCCCCACCGACGUACUCAUCAGCAACCUGGACGGCAAGGCGCAGUGGAGCGACAUCAUGCAGGAGCUCAGCGACGCCUUCGCCAAGUUUGGGCAGGUCAAGGGCAUUGAGCUGCGCGGCCACGCGGAGCAGCAGCAGUUGCGGGCGCUGGUGCGCAUGGGCAGCGCCCAGGAGGCGGCGCUGAGCGCCAGCGCCCUGCAGCACUGCCAGGUCACGGGCCGCCGCGUCCACGUGUCGCUGGCGAGCGACGGCGUCGUCCACGAACCCCAGCGCACGUCGCCUCUGCAGACUCUCAGGCUGGAAGCCAUGGGGAUUCUGCACGAAGCGCCAGGGGCCACCCUGCCCCUCCACCUCUUCGCGGAGGUUUACGAGAAACGGUACGGGCGCAAGCUGGUGGUGUCGGACCUGCACAAGCUGACGGACUCGCUGUGCGUGCACGACCACGGCCCCGCGUGCCGCCUCGUGUCGCUGCUGCCGCUGCGGAACGGUCCCUACGUCGGGCCGCCCCCCGCCGCCACCAUGGCCGCCGCGGCGGCGGCCGCGGCGGCGGCGGCCACCAGUAGGGAGAGGGAGCGGGAGAGGAACUUCUCGUCGUGCGGCAGCAGCCCGGUGGUGAUUGAGGAGCUGGCACAUCACGACGCCUACUGCCCCGUCCACUCGCCGCACUCCGCCGCCACCGUGGACAUCGAGGAGCAUGACCUGGAGGUGGAGUACUCCCAGCUGCCCUUCGUGGUGAUGUCGCUGAAGACCUUCGCGGCGCAAGUGCACGCGCUACUCCACUCGCACGACGGCACCGUGCCGCUGCUCAGCUUCCCUGACUGCUACGAGGCCGAGAUGGGACCGCUGCCUCGCGACGCGCAAGCGGCGAUGGUUCCGACCGCGGAGGGCGACACGGCGGCGGAGGAGGAAAGCGACGACGCCGUUACGGAGGCGGCGGCGGUGGCCGCGACAGUUUUGGCCGCCGGCUGUGGCCGUGGAGUCCCGCUGGAGCACCUGGCGGCCUGCGUGCAGGGCGUCCACGUGGUGAUGGCGCAGAACGGCGUCAAGGUGGUCAAGUGGGUGCAGAACAAGCCGCCCCCGCCGAGCAGCGACACGUGGCUCGCGUCACGUUGCAAGAGCCCCGUGGGGAACCCGCAGCUGAUCGCGUUUGCGCGCGAGGUGGUCGAGCUGCUGCGCACCCAGCCGCGCUGCCUGCUGGCCUUCACGCGCUUCAUCCCCGCCUACCACCACCACUUCGGCAAGCAGUGCCGCGUGGCCGAGUACGGCUACGCCCGGCUCGGCGACCUGCUCGACGCCGUCCCGCACGUUCUGCAGAUACUGGGGCUGGGCGGGAGGCGGCUGCUGACGCUGACGCACCGCGUCCAGGUGAAGCGUUUCACUCAGGACCUCUUGAAGCUGCUCAAGUCCCAGGCCAGCAAGCAAGUGUGCUUGCAGGACUUUGCACAAGCCUACCACUGGUGCUUCUCGCGCGAGUGGGACGUGCGCGAGUACGGCAUGUGCGAGCUCUCCGACCUGCUGGCCGAGGUGCCUGAUGCCGUGGUCGCCAUGACUCCACAGGAGGGCGGCCCCGUGCUCUCCAUCCCCAUUAAAGUGCGCACGGAAGAGGAGCGGUCGCGCACGCGCGUGUUCGCGCGCGAGGUCGUCAAACUGCUGCGCCAAAUGCCGCGCGGGCGCAUGGCGUUCUCGCGCUUCAUCCCCGCCUACCACCACCACUACGGGCGGCAGUGCAAGCUGGCGCACUACGGCUUCACGAAGCUCACCGACCUCUUCGAGGCCAUCCCCGAGGUGGUCACCAUGCUGGAGCGCGGAGAGGACAAGCUGCUGGUGCUCACCGAAACGGAGCAGCUGAAGGCGCUGGCCUGCCAGAUCUCUCAGCUGCUGCGGGUGCACAAGGAUCAGCCCCACGGUGACACUGGGGAGCCCGCCGGCGCUGCCGGUGCCGCCUCCUCGUCCUUCGUGGCGGAGGGGCUGGCGCCGUCAGAGCUGCCGGCCGAGUACGCGCGCGCCGUGGGCCAUCCGCUGUACCUGCAGGACUACGACGUGAGCUCCGUCACGGAGCUCCUGUCCAAGAUCCCGCACGUCGUCAAGGUCGUGGACACCCCCGUGGGUCGGCGCAUUCAGCUGCUCUGCCACAAAUCGCAGAAGGUGGCCACCACCCAGCUUCUGCUGCUGCUCAUGUCCCAGCGCCCGGGGGCCUUGGUGAAGCUGGCGCUGCUCGAGCAGCUCUACCAUGCGGUAUUUGGGGCGCCGCUGGCGCCGCACGACUUUGGUUUCCUGUGCCUGGCCGACAUGCUGCGCACCAUGCACAGCAUGUUUGAGCUGGAGACGGAGAGCGGCACCGCUGUGGGCGUGCGCCUCACGCCGCUCCUGCAGUUCGCGGCGUGCGUGCGCGCCCUACUGCUCACCUACCACUACCACCAGAUCUCGCUCGCUGACUUCCCGAGCGCCUACGCGCAGUUCACGGGCAACAGCGCGGCCUCUGUGGCCUCCACCCUCGGCUUCGGCUCACUGGAGGAGGCCCUGCUCGCCUUCCCACAGCAGGUGGUCUGGGUAAAGAAACACAACAAGAUGCUGGUGCUAAAGCACGAUAUGAGUGUGCGACUGUCCUGCGCCUCGCCAGCCACCCUUCCCAGCGAGGAGGGGGAAAUGCACUCCGAGCCUUCCACACCUCCGCCGCCCGCCAGCUCCGCCGGGCUCUUCAUGGACGCCCGCGCCGGGGUCCUGAAUGCCGCCUCCCCGCAACGUGAGCAGCGACGCGGCCAAUCGCAGCGGCCUGCGGGCUGCGCGGAGCUGGCCCUUCCGGGCCCCUCGCUGGACGAGCUGCUCAGUGGGCCGCUGCCCCGCACGCUGCCCUCGCCCCAGCUGCGGCCUCACCCGGCGCCGCUGCUGGCGCAGCCCACGGCCGCCUACUCCCGUGACCUCAUCGAGUUGGAGCCGCCGGCAACCGGCGACAGCGAUCCGUCGUUCUGGAAUGCAGAGGAAGCGCUUGUGCCACCUUCGAGCUCUCCUCCGAAGCCAGCGAGGAGGAAUGGCUCCCUCGCCCGGCCUCUCGACAAGCAAGCUGACCCGGCGUCGUCGUCAUCAUCGUCAUCAAAGUCAUCCUCAUCAUCGUCAUCAUCGUCGGACGUGAGAGUCGAAGCGGGAUGCGAGUCGGCAGGGCCGGGAGAGACCGACAGUGUUAACGGCGGCAGCAGCAGCUACGGAGACGCCGACGGAGUCCAGGAAGAGAGCGAAGGGCGGGAUGACGCGAGAGGGGAGGAUGAGGCGGCGCCCGACAGCCCGUCGCGCCGACGCACUGGCCGCUCCCGCGUCCGCCUGGCGGUGAGCUUCUCGCUCGCGCCGCUGUGACGCCCCGCCAGCGGCGACGGCGCCCGCAAGGGGAAACCGACGCCGACGCCGAUGGCGCCGUCUGCACCGUUUGCCGUCUGGCCGCUUUGGCGCCAACGGCGAGAUUAACGAUGACCCGACGGCGCCGGCGCAGCGGCCGCGCAGGUGUCCCGUCGCCGACCACGGUACGGCAGUUCAACGUCCGCGCCGCCGACGACACCGCCGCGGCGAUAACGCAUGGCAGUGCCUUAGCACUGCCACCACCAGCAGCACUGUGACCGAGGUCACGGAAUCGUCGCAGGGCGCGAGCCCGCUGCAGGAGUUCCUCCUGCUCAUUAAACACCCUUUUUAAGACACACGAAAAAAAAAACCAAGGCGCGCGCCCCUUAACCCCAGGCUGCCACGGUGCGAAGUUGAAGCUUAGCCCGUGCAAAAAAGUAGCUUUAAAAGUUCACGAUCAAGCACGCCCGUUAACGGCGCUCUUGCGAUGUCGCCGCGACGGCCAUACCGGCUGUUGCCGUGAUGUGUCACUCGAGCCCUGUGACAGAAACGCACGACUUUGACUUUAAGUUAUUUUUUACGUGUACUUAUCGAAAGCUCAAAUACGUGCCCCCCAAGGCAGCCCACGCCGAGCAUAAAACAAACUUUGAAGCCACUCCAAAGACAGCCACCGAGGGUGAUGUACUAAAAACUACGCACGGUGACGGUCAUGCUGCUGCAGGCUUGCCACUGCAGAGCAGCCGUUCUCGCCCGACGGGGGCUUGCACUCGUGUCGGGCAACCCCGCGACGUGCAGCCACCCCCGCACCGUGUCCGGACGACAGGAGCCGCGCCGGUGUUGUGCGGGUUACGUCUAAGCAAAAGAGUCCCUACGGUGCGUUUAAAAAAAAAAAUAAUAAUCUCGUACACAAAACCAAAAUUUCAUUGCGGCCGGUGAAACACGAAUCAUCACAGUUUGGCUUAAAGUGGGCUUUUUUUCAGACUCUUUAUAUAUAUUUUUUUAAAUGUUUUUUUUAUAUAUUGUUUAAAAAUAAAAAUGAAAGUUUUUUUUUUAGCAGAGAAAUACUUAGCGAGGCUUCGGUCUCAAGCGCGCCCUGGUCUCACUUUCGUUGCCACGUUUUUGGAAAUUGCAUAACGACAAACGUAUUGCAUCAUCGUUGCCCCCAAGUUUGGCCAGGUUUUCAGUUAAUGGCCGCGAAUAGUUUUGCAAAAAGUUUAGCAAACUUCGUGUUGAAUUGGAAACUGGUAAUGAUUUCUCCUUAUACUUUUGUUUACAUUUUCUACGAGGUACCUUCAAAUAUGAAUGUUUUGGCUGCGACACUGCUAAUCGCCGAGCUGUGUAAUGAAUUAUUUGCGCCAGCGAGUAGAUUCGCCCUUCCGUUGGGAUGAUUAUGAGAAAAUAAAAAGGAAUAAAUAGGACCAGA
This is a messenger RNA of Petromyzon marinus (sea lamprey), 8078 nucleotides long. RefSeq names its product meiosis regulator and mRNA stability factor 1 (gene MARF1). Gene Ontology annotation, biological process: regulation of gene expression. Gene Ontology annotation, cellular component: peroxisome; cytoplasm. The record is from RefSeq and is a predicted model, not a curated record. Gene Ontology annotation, molecular function: RNA binding; RNA nuclease activity; CCR4-NOT complex binding. Lineage: Eukaryota; Metazoa; Chordata; Hyperoartia; Petromyzontiformes; Petromyzontidae.